GAGCUAGUGUAAAGCUCACGCAGACAGACACACGGAAAACGAGCUUCGAGAAGAUUCCGUGGAUUUUUAUGGCUGUUCGGGGGACAUUUGGACAAUUAGUCCGAGUCUUUAGACCAGGCUGUUUGUAAUAACGCAGUAUCUCUCUCUCACAUCCUAAUCAUCCGGAUACAGAUCCACGUGUUUCGGAUACACGUGUCGAAGCCCGACCUCCUGCUCGGCCACGUUUACUUUUCUCUCCGUCGUUCCUUCUCUCGGCUCUAUUUCGGCUGUUGUUUUAUGUGUGUGUCUGAACCCGGCCCUUUUUUUUCCUGACACGGAGAGAUUCUGAUGAAUGUUGGACUUGUUUUUUAUUAUAAAAAGCGUCCAGAGGGAAAAGGCUGUAGUUAAAACACCACAAAGGCUCCUGUGUGCCAGACAGCUGCUCUCACGUAGGCUUGCCAUCGCACUACAAUGACCGCUGUGGCUGUAGGCUCCCUGCAGUAAGCACUUAAAGGUUAUGCUGUCCGAAACCUCCCAGAGUCUGAGCAAAAGAGAAAAAGGCUAACGCACAAACGUAAAGACGCACACAGCACACCAAGCCAUGGGCGACUCUCAGGACAUUGGAGACACCACUGCCACUGCAGGACUGGCUGGACAUUUUCCGGCUGCCGUGCCUCUUUCUCCACGUCGGCACGGUGACGACAUCGACGACGAAGACGAUGGUGACCUGAACAAGACUCUGGGAGUGCAGCGCUUCCAACAGAUCCUCUCCCCAGCACAGCGGCUACCUGCCGAGCAGCACCGCACCUUCAACCAGGAGGAUUUAGAAGGCCAUCGUCACUUACCCCUGCAUAUCCACCACCCACUAUCCAAACGGCUGCCGUCUGAGAGCCGGGGGAAGAAGAGCGGGCGCAAGAGGAGGUGCGGGGGGAGGAGGAGGGGCUCGGCUAGCAGUGGCGGAGCUCCCACUAUAGAGGAGGAUGAGCAAGAGGAGGAAGUAGAGGAGGACCAGUGUAGCCCACAGGAUGGAGACGGGAACGCCACCACACCUACACCUGACAACGAUCCGGACGCUCAGGCAGAGCCAGUGCAGUUCUUUGUGUGUGAUGAGGACUCCAAUGGCACUGCUGUGGUCAAAAAUAACCUGGGCAUUUCAGCUCGAUUGCUGUCUAUCGUCCCCGAGUCAGCCCUACACAAGAGCAACAGUAGCCCAGAGGACGCCACUACAACAGACAUCAUCGACGGCGUUCACGUCCAGGCCAACGGCAGGAGGACAUCUGUUCCGUCACUCAUGUCUCCUGAUGCCAGCUCCAGGUUGGCGCGCAGCUACGACCUGCAGGAGCGCCGGCGUACUGGAGAUGUCACUGCCACCGAGCUGGCUCACUAUCAACACAUGCCGACUGACGAGAGCGAGGCACAGAUGUUGGCCACCGUCGACUUGGAUGGCAUGAAGAGUCACCGCUUUGAAGAUGUCCCUGGUGUGCGGCGUCACCUGGUCCGGAAGUGCAGCAAGGGGCAGGUGGUGCACAUCAGCAAGGACCACAAAGAGCCGAGCGGCCGCUGCCGCAAGCUGGACAGAACCCCGCACGAGGUUUUUGUGGAGCUGAAUGAGCUGGUGAUGGAUAAGAAUCAGGAGAUGCAGUGGAGAGAGACGGCUCGCUGGAUCAAGUUUGAGGAGGAUGUGGAGGAGGAAACGGACCGCUGGGGAAAACCACACGUCGCUUCGCUGUCAUUCCGCAGCCUGCUGGAGCUGCGUAGGACCAUCUCACAUGGUGUCGUGCUGCUGGACCUGGACCAGAGGACACUGCCUGGCAUCGCACAUCAGGUGGUGGAGCAGAUGAUCAUCUCCGACCAGAUCCGAGCAGAAGACCGAGCCAACGUGCUCCGAGCAUUGCUGCUCAAACACAGUCACCCGAGUGAUGGGAAGGAGCACAGUUCAUUCCACAGGAACAUCUCGGCAGCCAGCCUUACCUCACUGCUGCCUCAUCACCAUAGCAACAACCACGUCGCCCCUCCAGAACCUACUGCCGCUGACCCGCUCAUAGCAGGAAGCACCGAUUCGGACUCCCAGCCCUGUGCCGACAUCGACAAGAACGAGAAAGAUAUUCCUCUAGUGCUGGGCUUGCACAAAUCCAAAUCAAAGCAUGAGUUCAAGCUUCUGGAGAAGAUCCCAGAAAACGCCGAGGCCACCGUCGUGCUUGUGGGCCGGGUGGACUUCCUGGACCAGCCGUCUAUGGCUUUUGUGCGUCUGCAGGAGGCGGUGCUGCUGGAGUCGGUGCUGGAGGUGCCAAUACCAGUGCGCUUCUUAUUCGUCCUCCUCGGCCCACCCAUCGCAAACAUGGACUACCAUCAGAUCGGUCGCUCCAUAUCAACCCUGAUGUCUGACAAACAAUUUCACGAGGCUGCGUAUUCAGCAGACGAGCGCAGUGACCUGCUCACAGCCAUUAACAGCUUUCUGGACUGCAGCAUCGUGCUUCCUCCGUCAGAGGUCGGAGGCGACGAGCUGCUGUACUCUGUGGCACGGUUCCAGCGAGAGAUGCUGCGCAAGAGACACGAGCAAGAGGUCAAAUUACAGGCCAAGGAACCUAAGAGGCCAGAGGAUGAGGCUCUUUUGCCCCCAGAUAAACCUGUAGACGACCCCCUGAGGAGGACAGGACGCCCGUUUGGUGGGGCCAUACGAGACGCACGCAACCGUUACCCCAAAUACCUCAGUGACUUUAAGGAUGCCCUCAACCCUCAGUGCAUGGCUGCUGUCAUAUUCAUUUACUUUGCUGCCCUCUCUCCUGCCAUUACCUUUGGAGGACUGUUGGGUGAUAAGACCGAGGGCUUAAUGGGCGUGUCGGAGUUAAUCGUUGCCACUGCAGUCCAGGGGAUUUUGUUUUGUCUGCUUGGAGCUCAGCCGCUCCUAGUGGUUGGUUUUUCUGGACCUUUGUUAGUGUUUGAAGAAGCAUUCUAUUCGUUCUGCACAUCCUACGGAAUGGAGUACCUGACGGGACGGGUGUGGAUCGGGUUUUGGCUGGUGAUUAUCGUGGUGGUCAUGGUGGCCUUUGAGGGAAGCUUCUUGGUGCGUUUCGUUUCCCGUUUCACGCAAGAGAUCUUCUCCUUUCUCAUCUCACUCAUCUUCAUCUAUGAGACAUUUGCAAAGCUUGCCAAGAUCUUCAGAGAUCAUCCUCUCACCUCUUGCAACAGUACUACAGAAAAUGACACUACCCCAGAGUUACUGGGCAACUCCAGCACAACCCGAAACUUAGCCGUGAAAGAACUGAACCAGCCCAAUACGGCCCUGCUGUCCCUGGUGCUCAUGUCCGGAACCUUCUUCAUUGCCUUCUACCUGCGCAAGUUUAAGAACAGCGCGUUCUUCCCUGGCAGUCUCCGCAGGGUGAUUGGAGAUUUUGGUGUUCCCAUCUCUAUCUUCUUCAUGGUUUUGUUGGAUUAUAGCAUCAAAGACACCUUCACCCAGAAGCUGAGCGUGCCGGACGGCUUCAGCGUGACCAGUCCAGAGAAACGGGGCUGGGUGAUCAACCCGCUGGGCUCUGACGGUCAGUUCCCGGUCUGGAUGAUGGCUGCCAGUGUUCUACCUGCCCUGCUUGUUUUCAUCCUUAUCUUCAUGGAGACACAGAUCACCACUCUUAUCGUGAGUAAAAAGGAGAGGAUGCUGGUGAAGGGUUCUGGCUUUCAUUUGGACCUGUUGAUCAUCGUAGCCGUGGGUGGGAUCUCGGCACUGUUUGGCCUGCCCUGGCUGGCUGCUGCAACCGUGCGCUCCGUGACCCACGCAAAUGCCCUCACUGUCAUGAGUAAGGCUGUGGCACCUGGUGAUAAACCACGCAUCCAGGAGGUAAAGGAGCAGAGGGUGACUGGACUUCUGGUAGCGGUUCUUGUUGGUCUUUCCAUUGUAAUUGGAGACAUACUGAGGAAGAUCCCCAUUGCUGUUCUGUUUGGUAUUUUUCUCUACAUGGGGGUUAUGUCCCUCAACGGCAUCCAGCUGACUGAGCGAAUGAUGCUGCUUCUGAUGCCUCCAAAAUAUCACCCGGACCAUGUGUAUGUUCGGAAGGUGCGCACUCUACGCAUGCACCUUUUUACAGUCAUCCAGGUGGUGUGUUUGGCGGGGCUCUGGGCUGUCAUGUCCACUCAGGCCUCGUUAGCUUUUCCCUUCGUCCUUAUCCUCACCGUGCCCAUGAGGAAGUUCCUGCUGCCGAGGAUCUUCACCCAGCGCGAAAUGCAUUGUCUUGACGCGGACGAAGCAGAGCCCACAUUCAACAUGAGGGAAGGACAAGACGAGUACACGGAGAUGCACGUGCCGGUAUGACCUCCAUCAGGCCCACCCCUGACUGACGCGUAUCCUGAAUGAAUCGUGUGGAAUCGCGGACACAAUCCUAUAGACUUUUAAAUACGUCAUCUUUGUCAAAGGCUUUGACUAAUCAGUGGCUGUAAAAAGUUCUGUUCUAUGACCGUCAUGCCUAUAGAAGCAUUUUAUCACUUUGGGUCCAUCUUGAAUUUUAAUUGUUAGUAAAACUGUAUUUGCGUAUUUAACGGUUCCCAAGUUGUCAGUAUAUAGUUGUUUAUCCACAAGGUUUAGUGUGUACUAAGUGUGUACUAAGUGUGUACUAACACCCAGGUGUAUAUUUGUGUAUUAAGUUUGUAACGUGACAAUCCCCCCACUCAACCCUUCACCUUCCUCCCCCACAUGAAGCACUUUAUGACCAACCAUAAUGCUUUUGUUUUGUUGUUGUUUUUUUUUUCUUUCAUCGUUCUGAAACCAGAGUGAAAUCUGAUAUAGGCUGAACAGCUUCAAACAUCUGGAAAUAUUUAAGUUACAGAGCUGUUGUCAAGUUAUUUUUUCUCUCUUUGGACUAGCACUGAAAAGAAAGCAGUCGUUUUCACAAAAACUCAGUGUUCUUUAAAGACUCUAUACUUAAAUCUACUUGUGAAAAAUAUGCAAUUUUGUUUGACAUACACCAACUCCUAACCAACCAGGGGUGCUGAAUGUCACCUGGGUAUCUUCUUUUAGGACUAAUUCAGUAUGUAACUCUGGUUGGCUGUCAUUUGGAACCAGUGCUAAUCGAACAAAUUCCUUAUUGCAAAUACUAUAUUUCACGUGUCAUUUCAGUUCUUAGCAUGCAUACGCACACACGCACAAUACCACAUCCGGGUGACGUUUGCCGUCCUUGGCGGUUGUCCGGUGAUCACAGAACCACAGUCAUGUAUGUAUGUAACUAGUGUUUAUCAUCCUAUAUAUUGUUAUAUAUUCAAAGCCAAAUAAGUAUCAAGAGACCAGUGUAUAAAAAGCUGCAUUAUUGCUGUAGGGACUUUAUCCGUUCCCUAAAUAGGAAAAAUCAACGGUAGGCGUAGGCUUUGUGUAUCUUCUGUUUGUGUGAAUGAAUCUGCUGCAUUUUGAAAUAAGUGGCUACUGAAUAUAUAUUGAAUCAUGUCAAAUUAACAGUAGUAGUUUAGCACUACAACUGAAAGUGAUAAAGAAUGAUGGUACUCAACAUUGCCAGGUAGGUCAAUGAAUUAUGUUUUUAAAGGGUUCUGUGGAAUAGGCUGGCGAUGAUGAUGGGCCACAUUUAAUACUAUUUCAGGUUUUAAUAUAAAGAUAGGCAUCUGAUUCAAAUGUCCAUGUCUACACUAUUUUUUAAUGUUUAGUCUGUAGUGUGAUUCUUUAUUAAAAAAUAGUUUAAUAUCCAAAGAUGCAGUAUAAAGCUGAAAUCUUGAACAUUUCUGCAUGUUUUUGUUGUUUUUUGGCCUAAUUAUAUUUUUGUACUUUGUCUGUCAGCAAGUUCAGAAUUCUUUUAAACAUUUAAUGGACAAAAGAUAGGUUAAUUGUUACAAGUGCAAUCUGUCUUACAUUCCAACUAUAACACUCAAACUGAUUUUUUUUUUAUUUUUUUAAUUUAAAUCUUGAACAAAUGCUAUUGUACUUGUGUGAAACUGUACGUUUCCAUUUACUCUUGCCAAAAACACUUGUGUUACAAUCACUUGAGCUUAUGAUGUAGUGCCUUUUAAUAUGAUAUUGCUGUAAAGCGGGCCGGAUGAAACUGUGUAGUUGCUUUUGCUUGAUGAGCAACUGUAAAGCAGAAGUGACCAUUUGUUCUGGUGUGAAUGAUGGUGAAGAUGUGUGAUUUGACAUUAUGUGACCGUGUGAAAGCAGUAAGUCCUGUGUUUAGCUCUGUGUUUAUACACAGUUCAGACUCAAUAAAGCAACUUAGCAUUUCUACCCA
Molecule: messenger RNA, 6197 nt
Organism: Tachysurus vachellii
Lineage: Eukaryota; Metazoa; Chordata; Actinopteri; Siluriformes; Bagridae
Gene: slc4a2a
Product: solute carrier family 4 member 2a
Exons: 24
Coding region: 581-4285 (1234 amino acids)
Biological process (GO): bicarbonate transport; regulation of intracellular pH; transmembrane transport
Cellular component (GO): plasma membrane; apical plasma membrane; basolateral plasma membrane
Molecular function (GO): solute:inorganic anion antiporter activity; monoatomic anion transmembrane transporter activity
Source: RefSeq, a predicted model, not a curated record